This is a messenger RNA of Gongylonema pulchrum, 336 nucleotides long. The record is from the annotation of a GenBank genome assembly. Lineage: Eukaryota; Metazoa; Nematoda; Chromadorea; Rhabditida; Gongylonematidae.
AUGCAAACCCAGUCAAUAAGCGAUUUUGGUGGAGUGCAGUGGGAGCUGCUUGGCAUAAUGACCGUUACAUGGUUAAUUGUAUACUUCGCUCUUUGGAAUGGAAUAACGCAAGCACGAAAAGUAUUCGUGUACUUUUGUGCAUUAUCGCCAUAUAUUCUGAUUUCUGUACUAUUAGCGCGUGGAUUGACAUUGCCUGGGGCUUGGAAAGGCAUCAAAUUUUACUUAAAACCAGAUGCGACAAAACUGCUAGAAACAACAGUCUGGAAAGACGCCGGAACGCAGGGAUGGAUUCAUCAUGUGCUUCAUAAAUGGUUCUACAAGUAUUUUAGCCGGUAG